UAUGAUAUGACCAAGUACAGACUAGAGACUGCGGAGGCGUCGUUGUGAGAGUGAAAGGGAAGCGCUGCUUACCAGCGUCGGUUUCUCAGUAAGCCGUCAUUGAGAAUGGAGGAGGGACGCUGCAAGUUCUGGCUCCCCAAGAAAAAUCGAUUCUGUUCGAACAGACGUCUCAGCGAUUCCCUGUUCUGCGGAAACCACAACCCUAAGUCUGAAGAACAGAGGGUUACAUGUCCACUAGACCCCUCUCAUUCUGUACUGCAAGAAAAUUUAGAAUCACAUCUGAGAAGAUGCCCGUUUCUGAAACAACUCCAAUCCUUGAAACAACAACCUUUCUACAAAAAGGGAAUCAAUGGCGGAAGAGAUGAUGACGUUGAUGAUGUGAAAGUCAAUUCGAAAGAUGCCGAAAACUUCACCUUUUCAAAUAAAGAGCUGCCUCUUCCCUCGGAUGACAUUACCUCAAACAUGAAGAGGAAUGCAGUAUAUAACAUGACCGUCCCAGAAUUUUCCCAACUGAUGAGAAAGAUAGAAUCGAUUCACAGUUCUAUCAGUUCGGAGAUUCACGAGUUGUAUAACAUACCUGAAGUUUGUGGCAUAUGGAUUAAUAAAGGAAUAGAUCGGAAGUUGCCGUUCCAAGAGAAACAUGUUCUGCAACAGGCGUCGAUUCUCGGGAACUUGGCAGACUUUGGAAUAUUGGAAAAUCCUGUUGGGAACAUAGUUUGUCCAAACAUUGCAGAACCUUUGUACUCCAAUGGGUCGUCCGGGGAUAAGGUCCCAGCCGUCGUUGAGUUUGGGGCAGGGAGAGGAUACCUAACACAAAUACUUGCAGACUGUUACGGUAUCAAGAAAGUGUUUUUAGUCGAACGGAAGUCUUACAAGCUCAAGGCUGAUCGAAGUCUACGACAAACAGAGAACUUGACUUUAGAGCGUUUGAGAAUUGACAUAGAGGAUUUGAAUUUGGAUGCUGUUGAAUCUUUGAGGGGAGUUCCUUACCUGGCGAUUGGGAAACAUCUCUGUGGGCCUGCAACAGAUUUGACCUUAAGGUGUUGCCUUCCUAAACAAAGUCAAGAAGAUAAAGCUACACAUUCAACUUGUAGUCGUUACCUGAGAGGCCUUGCUAUUGCGACAUGUUGUCAUCAUCUUUGUCAAUGGAAACACUACAUAAAUAAAAGAUAUUUUUUAAAUCUGGGGAUCAGAAAGGAUGAUUUUCAUGCAAUCACGUGGUUUACCAGCUGGGCAGUAGAUGCAGAUCAUGGCUCAGAUCUUUCUAAUUCAUUAGACCAUGGAUUACACCCACUUUCCAUCUGCGUGAAGAAAUAUUGUGGCGUUGGUGCUCAGGGAGUUGAAGAGAUUGUGAAAAAUAUGGAGGCGAUGGACAGGGCAGUGUUGGGUUUGAUGUGCAAGGAGAUCAUUGACAUGGGGCGGAUAAUGUGGCUUAAGGAGCAGGGCCUUGCAACGAAGCUUACCAAGUAUGUACCAUCCAAUAUCUCACCAGAAAACCAUCUACUUAUUGCCAAGAACAGAUAUUGCUUGUAAGAUAUGGAGGCGAUUCUUCUUUCUUUUGCUAGUUUUAUAAGCUCAUCCAUGUUGUCAUGAAAUUAAAUAACUACAAUGAUUCGAAUUUGAGAAGGAACUAACCAUUCAUAUUUUGAGAGAAGUAAAUGAAAGUGUUGAACAGAGCUUUCUGUGUUGGUUAGAAUUAAAACAUUCAUUUCUCGU
This is a messenger RNA of Telopea speciosissima, 1716 nucleotides long. RefSeq names its product tRNA:m(4)X modification enzyme TRM13 homolog. Gene Ontology annotation, biological process: tRNA methylation. The record is from RefSeq and is a predicted model, not a curated record. The transcript has 9 exons. Lineage: Eukaryota; Viridiplantae; Streptophyta; Magnoliopsida; Proteales; Proteaceae. The coding region runs from base 106 to 1533 and encodes 475 amino acids.